UCUCUCUUGAAAUGCAGGGCGAGCCCCUUCAGCACCAGGCCCCCGCCAUGUCUCUCCUGACUCCGGUCUUGGUGGCUGUCGUGUGCAUUUUGAUUGUGUGGAUCUAUAAAGCUGCUGAUGGACGCCUGGAGAGAAAGAAGGAGGAGGCCCCAACUCCCCCGUGGGUGGAUGAAGACCUAGGAGACACCACGGCUCCCCACAACGUGGAAGAAGAUGCUGAUGAGUGGCCAGAGGAGGAGGAGGAAAGCGUCGAGCUCAUCCCGUACCGCCACACUCGCUAUCCAGAGGAGGAAAUGGCCACCAGGUCUCGGGAGUUUUACGAACUCCUGCGUCAGCGACGGUCGGUGCGGUGUAUCAGUGAGGAGCAAGUGCCCAUGGAAGUCAUCGAGAACGCCAUCAAGGCAGCAGUAGGAACAGCACCGAGUGGGGCCCACACGGAGCCCUGGACCUUUGUGGUUGUGAAGGACCGAGUUGUGAAGCAUAAGGUCCGGGAGAUAAUCGAGGAGGAAGAGAAAAUUAACUACAUGAAAAGAAUGGGACGCCGAUGGGUCACCGAUGUGAAGAAACUGAGAACGAACUGGGUUAAAGAAUACUUGGAUACUGCCCCUGUUCUGAUUCUCAUCUUCAAACAAGUGCAUGGUUUUGCUGCGAAUGGCAGGAGAAAGGUGCACUACUACAACGAGAUCAGCGUUUCUAUCGCCUGUGGCAUGCUGCUUUCUGCACUGCAGAAUGCAGGGCUCGUGACCGUCACUACCACACCCCUCAACUGUGGUCCUCGUCUGAGGGUGCUCCUGGGCCGCCCCACAAACGAAAAGCUGCUGGUGCUGCUCCCUGUGGGGUACCCCAGCCAAGAGGCCAUGGUACCCAACCUCAGGAGGAAAGCGCUGGACCAGAUCAUGGUGACCGUGUAGCG
Perognathus longimembris pacificus (Pacific pocket mouse) is the source of this 913-nucleotide messenger RNA. It is a transcript of the gene Iyd, whose product is annotated as iodotyrosine deiodinase. Bases 12 to 911 code for a protein of 299 amino acids. NCBI's taxonomy places the organism in Eukaryota, Metazoa, Chordata, Mammalia, Rodentia, Heteromyidae. The transcript has 5 exons. Gene Ontology annotation, molecular function: oxidoreductase activity. The record is from RefSeq and is a predicted model, not a curated record. Gene Ontology annotation, biological process: thyroid hormone metabolic process.